AUGUCGGCGAUAGCGACGAGCAGAAGAGGCGGGAAGAGCCGCGUUGGGCAAACGGCGGGCGAGUGCGCGGCGGUGUGCUGCUGUUGCCCCUGCGCGGUGGUGCAUUUCCUUGUCCUCGCCGUCUACCGCCUCCCCGCCGGCAUCUGGAGGAAGAAGCAAAGGAGAAAGAGGAACAAGGAUCAAAUUUCAGCGGCUGGAUUGGAGAAUCGGCGGGAGGAGGAACAAUCACCCGCCGGAGAAGACGACGAUGCCGUUGGAUGGGAUGAUGAGACGUUGCGCCGCUUCGAUUGGGGCGGCUUCUGGCGGACCGAAUCAACUACAAGCAUCAAGGCCCCUCAAUUAUGA
Salvia hispanica is the source of this 345-nucleotide messenger RNA. The record is from RefSeq and is a predicted model, not a curated record. Lineage: Eukaryota; Viridiplantae; Streptophyta; Magnoliopsida; Lamiales; Lamiaceae.